CGGAAGUAGGAAGUGAAGCUAGUGAAUGAAUAGGCCAGGCUCGGUGAAGUCGCCGACGAAAACAUUCAGUUGACAAUUGACCUGAAAAACUACAGUACUUCAGGUACAAGCCUAAAGCGUGGAAUAGCGCAAACAACUUGCUCCUAAGGCUUUUGUAGUCUGAGCUACAAAAUGUCCAUGAGUCCAGUGCCCCAACAGGGCACACUUCAAGUCAAAUGGGACCCAAAGAAUUUAGAGAUCCGAACAAAGUCAGUUGAGAAAACAUUGGAGCCUCUUGUCACACAGGUCACAACUCUUGUCAAUCAGAAUGGACCAUCGAAUAAAAAGAAAGGGAGAUCGAAGAAAGCUCAUGUUCUGAGUGCUGCUGUUCAGAAAGCGACAGAGAACUUUAUCAUACAAGGGGAACAAAUAGCUCAUGACUUCCCAGAGGUUGAAAAUGAUAUGCUUGCUGCCAUUGAUGAAGUUAGAAAAACAGGGGAGACAAUGGAUGAUGCCUCCCAAGAUUUUGCUGCAGAUCCUUGUUCAUCUGUAAAGAGAGGUGCCAUGGUGAGAGCUGCAAGGGCCCUCCUCUCUGCUGUCACACGCCUACUUAUCCUGGCUGAUAUGGUGGAUGUUCAUCUCCUUUUGAAGUCCCUGCACACUGUUGAAGAUGAUUUGGAUCGCAUAAAAAAUGCUACCAGUCAACAAGAACUGACUGAUGGUUUCAGGGACUUUGGACGAAGUAUGGCAGAGUUGACGGACAGAGCUGCGAGAAGACAGGCUGAUUUGAAGGAUCCUCGAAGGAGGGAGGAGCUAGCUGCUGCCAGAGCAACUCUCAAAAAGAACAGUAUGAUGCUAUUGACAACUUCUAAGGCUUAUGUCCGCCACCCAGAGCUUGCUGCUGCUAGAUCUAAUCGUGACUACGCCUACAAACAAGUGUGUGAUGCUGUCAAUGCAAUAUCUGAUGUUGCUCAGGCUUCUGGACAAUCAAAUGCUCACCCAUACGAAGGGCCCGGGGAGCUUGCUGCAGCUUUGGAUGAACUUGAUCAAAAAAUUAUUAUGGAUCCCCUAAAUUACAACGAAGUACGCAGUCGUCCAUCUCUCGAGGAACGUGUGGAAAGUAUCAUCAGUGGAGCAGCUCUCAUGGCUGACUCGUCCUGCACUCGCGAUGACAGAAGAGAGCGGAUUGUUCAAGAGUGUAAUGCUGUCCGUCAAGCCUUGCAGGACCUUCUGACAGAGUAUAUGAACAAUGCCGGGAAGAAAGAACCCAGUGAGGAGCUGGAGCAGGCCAUUGACAACAUGACCAAGAAAACAAAAGAUCUGCGAAGACAGUUGCGCAAAGCAGUGGUGGACCACGUAUCUGACACAUUCCUUGAGACCAACGUUCCCCUGCUUGUUCUGAUAGAAGCAGCAAAGGCUGGAGAUGAGAAGGGUGUGGAGGAAUAUGCGCAAGUGUUCAUGGAGCAUGCAAAUAAACUUGUGGAGGUUGCUAAUCUUGCCUGUUCUAUGUCGAAUAAUGAAGAAGGUGUGAAGCUGGUCAGAAUGGCUGCUGCGGAAAUUGAUAAUCUGUGUACCCAGGUUAUCAAUGCUGCUAGAGUUCUGGCUGCUCGACCCAAAUCAAAAGCUGCUCAGGAGAAUAUGGAUGUUUUCAAAGAUGCUUGGGAGAAGCAAGUUCGUCUCCUGACAGAGGCUGUUGAUGAUAUUACCACCAUCCAUGACUUCCUUGCUGUUUCAGAAAAUCACAUCUUGGAAGAUGUGAACAAGUGUGUAAUAGCCCUCCAAGAGAACGACCCUGACACUCUAGACAGGACAGCGGGAGCCAUUCGAGGCAGGUCUUCGAGAGUGUGCAACGUUGUCUCUGCCGAAAUGGAUAAUUAUGAGCCUGGCCAGUACACAGAGAGAGUCAUGGAGGCAGUCAUCAUGCUCAGAGACCAGAUCAUGCCUAAUUUUGCGGAGAAAGUGGAAAUGGCUGUUGAUGCAUUGAGCUCCAAUCCAACACGAGAUGUUGAUGAAAAUGAGUUCAUUGAAGCCUCAAGACUAGUAUAUGAUGGCGUCCGAGAUAUUAGACAAGCUGUACUCAUGAGUGGGGUUGAUAUCGAUGAGUCUGACAGUGAAGAUUAUGAGGAUGAAUAUGGAGGCUAUGCUCAAUCGAGCGUGAUGGACCAUGAUGACUAUUCGGGCAAGAGUGACCGGGCCAUGAUGAGGAGGCUGCCUGAGGAGGAGCGGGAGGUGAUCCAGCAACAGGUGGAGAUGUUCCGCAUGGAGAAGGCCAAGCUGGACCGUGAGGUGGCCAAGUGGGAUGACAGCGGCAAUGACAUCAUCGUCAUGGCCAAGCAGAUGUGCAUGAUCAUGAUGGAGAUGACAGACUUCACUAGAGGUCGUGGUCCUCUGAAAAGCACCAUGGACGUCAUUAAUGCCGCCAAGAAAAUCUCUGAGCAUGGAACAAAUCUGGACAAACUUGCUACUACUAUUGCAGAUCAGUGUCCAGACUCUCAGUCGAAGAAAGAUUUAGAGGCUUAUCUUCAGCGCAUUGGUUUGUAUUGCCACCAGCUGAACAUUACCAGUAAAGUCAAGGCUGAUGUACAGAGUGUCAGUGGAGAACUGAUUGUUUCAGGGUUGGACAGCGCGACAUCAUUGAUCCAUUCUGCCAAGAACUUGAUGAAUGCUGUUGUCUUGACAGUUAAAGCUUGCUAUGUAGCUUCCACUAAGUAUUCAAAGGGAUCAAAUAGGCAUGUUGUCUUGUGGAAGAUGAAAGCCCCUGCCAAGAAGCCACUGGUAAGAAGAGAGGAUCCUAAUGAGCUGGGUGCCAAGGUGAGGAAGGGAGCGGCCACCAGGUCGGCUAUCGAGCCCAUCAAGGCUCUCAGCGAGUUCCAGGAAGUGGAUCCAGACAGCUUCUGUUGAGAGGACCUGCGAGAUUGUACUUACUGAACCCCUGUUCGGGAUUAGUUCCCAGAUGUCUUGCAGGUGCAAAGGUCAGAAAAAGCUCAUGCCCAAGUUACAAAAAUUUAGAAAGAUCCCCCCUCCCUCCUCCCCGUCCCGCAAUUGACAUCGAAAAAGGAACCUUACUGUACAAUGACACAGUUUACAUACCUGUCAACUCUGAUAAGCUGUUUGUGUAGUCCAUGGAUGUGCGGGCUCCUUGUACAUACAAAUUCAAAUAUUUGUGACCAUACAUUUUUAGGUGAGUCUCACCAUAAACAUUUCUGAAUGCAUCAUUUUCUGUAAUGUUGGAAAUUAAGAGUAUGUUUAAAGGUUUAAAACUGGAAAAUUUUUGUAUGAAAGUAUAAAUGUUGAGUAACCAUAAGCGUUGGAUCAUCAAUUGGAAUCUGAUGUGAUGAGAAGUCAUUUUAGAUACUGUGCUAUGACCCUGUCUCAUUUUCAUAUUUGUACUUUUUGUUUAGAAACAACUUGAUUAUAUUUUGAAUUUGAAUUCUUUAAUAAAAAUGUUUGGCGAGGGUCAACUGUGCAUAUAGGCUACUUAUAUUGCUGUAGACCUUGACUUUGAAGAAGUGCAUUUAUCAUGUUUUGAUGAGGUUCAGCUGUAUUGGCAGUGAAGAAGAUUAAAGUGUGCUUUUGCCCUUUUUAUUAUUUAAGUUACUUUUUUCAGGUACAGUACAAAAUGAAGGAAAAAAGAGAAAGCUACAAAAAUAUAUCUAUUUAUUGUCCCGUGUAUUUUGUAGCUGAGAACUUUGAUCUUCUGUUACAGAUAGAUGUUGUGCUGCUUAAAAGUUUAUACAAUUGAGGAGUCAAGUAAAACCCAUAUCACAAUGGCCAUUUACAUAUCAUGAUGAGAAAAAUAACCAUGGUGGCUCAGUUACUGCUUAACACUUUGCAGUCACUUGGCGCAAUAAUGGGGCGGUGAAAAUGAUUCGUUACUGUCAUGCACCAGGCCCGAGAAGUUCGUCGCAGUCGCUCUCCUGGCAGAGUGACCAGAUGGGGUAUUUUCUACUGCUGGUUGUAUGACUGCAAAGUGUUAAUUUGUUUGGGGGUUGGUUGUUGUUUUUUUGUGAACCAUUUUAUUUUUACUGUGUUGCAGUACUUUCAUAGGGAACAAAAUUUAUUUUUCUUACCUAAUAUAGUUUCAUUUUAGUACCAUGGUUUUCGCUCUUCUUUUUAUAAAUUUGUGUAUUAAACAUGUCGCAUGUUCCCUGUCCUCAUGCAGCAAAGUGAAUGCAAAAGCAUUGGAGAACUGAUCAAGUGAAAAAAUAGAUACAGCUUUUGCACAGUUACCUAUUUUUAAAAACCAUCAAUAAAAGUUUUUAUGUGAUUCUCAUUAUUUUGCUUCAUGUUUUCACCUUAAUCAAGAGAAUUUCAUGUUGUCCAUUGGUGUGGAACGGUCUAUGUGCUCUUAGCACAUUAUAAAGACAUCAUGAAACAGGUACUGACAUUUUGCAUGUCGCACAAGAGUAGAUCUGAAUUCUAUGUGAUCUUUGCUGCAGUAGUUAGUGAGUGAUUCUUUCUUUUUUACAUUUGGCAUGGGGAAGUGAUUCCUUUUUUUUGUUGUCAUCAUGGUUUCAUCUAUGUUUGGAGGCUUUUUUACUCCUCAGAUGUGUUCAUUUUUAUAAUUUAUACUUUAUCUUUGUCGGCGUACAGUGUCUAAGAAAUAUGGUUGUGAGUGAUCUUAACAUAUAUUUUUUAUCAUUUUUUUUUUUUUGCAGAAAGAAUUUGUCAUUUGAAAUAACUGUACCAUCACUGUAUAUUCACCUUAUCUAAAAAUAAAUUUAUAAUGAUAGAGAC
Aplysia californica (California sea hare) is the source of this 4716-nucleotide messenger RNA. RefSeq names its product catenin alpha-2. Lineage: Eukaryota; Metazoa; Mollusca; Gastropoda; Aplysiida; Aplysiidae. Gene Ontology annotation, cellular component: adherens junction; catenin complex. Gene Ontology annotation, biological process: cell migration; cell-cell adhesion. The record is from RefSeq and is a predicted model, not a curated record. Bases 172 to 2880 code for a protein of 902 amino acids. The transcript is spliced from 21 exons. Gene Ontology annotation, molecular function: actin filament binding; cadherin binding; beta-catenin binding.